AUGGCUAGUGAGGAGAGUUUCGUGGUGUUGGUUCACCACAGAGGAUCUAUUAAGAGGAAAAUUCGUUCCGGUGUGAAGUUCACUGAUAAGGAUCCUCUCUGUAUUAUCGUCAGGCCUACGACGAGGUAUGAGGACCUUGUUAGCUCUGUACUGCUAAAACUUGGUCUAGAAGGUGUGAAACGGGUUAAGAAGUUUUUUUAUCAAAUUCCAAUCACGGUGCUCCAAGAAACUGUGAAGUACGAUUGUUUCACAAUCGGGAGUGAUGAGGACUUGCAGGUCAUGUUUCAUUGUCGCCGGCAGUUUCCAGAGCUCGGGGGUUCGAACCGAAAUACCACCACUUUAGCCACGGUAGCCGGUUCUAGCUCCAGACCAGCCGUUGCAUCUUCCUCCGUCCCUGCGUACGAGCCACCCGUCCAACCUGUUGCCUCCCCUUCAUUCGCUGUUGAUCUCAACGGCAGUGUAGGUGACGAGGUCGGAGAAGGGGAAUAUCUGCGGACCUCUUUACAGUGUGCUGUACCGGCUUGGGUUGGAGAUGGAUUCUUGGAUGAUCCAGAGGACGAUGAUGUCGAGCCGGAUAUGAUUGCUGAUGACAGUGGCGAUGAUGUUGGAGCAAGUGAGCCUGCUGGGGCGGGCGGUGGUUCUAGCUCUGGCACGCAGCAGUACCCUCCACAUUUUCCUCUUUGGACUUGGAUGCCAUGA
Arachis stenosperma is the source of this 699-nucleotide messenger RNA. RefSeq lists its product as uncharacterized. The record is from RefSeq and is a predicted model, not a curated record. NCBI's taxonomy places the organism in Eukaryota, Viridiplantae, Streptophyta, Magnoliopsida, Fabales, Fabaceae. The transcript is spliced from 2 exons. Bases 1 to 699 code for a protein of 232 amino acids.